AUGCCAUCCGACCAGAAAGCCGAUGGAGAGUCCUUCACCACUUUCUUCUCGGAUACUGGAAACGGAAGAUAUGUUCCACGCUCGAUCUUCGUCGAUCUCGAGCCAACUGUUGUUGACGAGAUUCGCACGGGAACCUACAAGCAGCUUUUCCACCCAGAGCAGAUGAUCACCGGAAAGGAAGACGCCGCCAACAAUUAUGCUCGUGGUCACUACACCGUCGGAAAGGAAUUGAUCGACACCGUUCUCGACAGAAUCCGCCGUCUUGCUGAUAACUGCAGCGGACUCCAAGGAUUCUUCGUUUUCCAUUCAUUCGGAGGAGGAACUGGAUCCGGAUUCACCUCUCUUCUCAUGGAGCGUCUUUCUGUCGACUACGGAAAGAAAUCCAAGUUGGAGUUCUCCAUCUACCCAGCUCCACAAGUUUCGACCGCUGUUGUUGAGCCAUACAACUCUAUUCUUACCACCCAUACCACCCUUGAGCACUCCGACUGUGCCUUCAUGGUUGACAACGAAGCCAUCUACGAUAUCUGCCGUAGAAACCUCAGCGUUGAUCGUCCAAGCUACACCAACUUGAACCGUAUCAUCUCCCAAGUUGUGUCUUCGAUCACUGCCUCUCUUCGUUUCGAUGGAGCCCUCAAUGUUGAUCUCAUCGAGUUCCAAACCAACUUGGUCCCAUACCCAAGAAUCCACUUCCCAUUGGCCGCCUACACUCCACUCAUUUCCGCUGAUAAGGCUUAUCAUGAGGCUCUUUCCGUCAAUGACAUCACCAACAGCUGCUUCGAGCCAGCCAACCAAAUGGUCAAGUGUGAUCCACGCCACGGAAAGUACAUGGCUGUCUGCCUCUUGUACAGAGGAGACGUCGUUCCAAAGGAUCGACAGCAAACCUGA
Molecule: messenger RNA, 885 nt
Organism: Caenorhabditis remanei
Lineage: Eukaryota; Metazoa; Nematoda; Chromadorea; Rhabditida; Rhabditidae
Exons: 3
Coding region: 1-885 (294 amino acids)
Biological process (GO): mitotic cell cycle; microtubule cytoskeleton organization
Cellular component (GO): cytoplasm; microtubule
Molecular function (GO): GTP binding; structural constituent of cytoskeleton
Source: RefSeq, a predicted model, not a curated record